AUGACUUGGCUCAGUGGCAAGGACGAAAAGACUUCAUUUGAUACAAGCAUUGAUUCCGACAGCGAGUCUGUCAGUAUCCACUCUACUCCCUCGUUCACACGAAAUGAUAUCCUGCUGUGCGCUACACAUGGCAAAAUUUAUGCAAUCCACAAGCAUACCGGUGCAAGGCUUUGGCGUGCGAGCUACCCUACAGGUGCAAUGGGUGGUGUAGUCUCAAUCUUCAUUACAGAUCAAGACCGUGUCAUCGUUGGAGCAAACGGAAAAACAGCCUGCAUGGACUUACUCACUGGUGCCGAAAAAUGGGUCAACAAAAUGAAGGGCUGUGGUUAUGAAGAAGUGGGCGUAAUCUGCACUCCCAGCCGCGUUUUGAAGCCACAACGAACAACAGAACGAUCACACGAGCCUUUGGAGAAUGCCCCACCCGAGUAUUGUGAGAGUAAUGGUCAUGGAGUAUUAACAGAACAGCCGGUAGCAAUCUCUUGCACUCGCGGCAAGUGUAUGGGAAUCGAUAUAGAAACUGGUGAAGAGCUGUGGAAAUUCAAUUGUCCCAACGGUGGUUUCAAAAUACCUUCUGCUCUUGUGGAUCCAGAAGGUGAAAGCACUACUGUAUUCGUCGGAUGCGGCAGACGAUUAUACUGUUUGGAUGCUGCAACGGGCGAACUAAAAUGGGAAGUCAAAGUAUCAAACAGCAAAGUGGGUCUCGGUUAUAUGACAAUGGCGACACCAUGGAGCUCAAGACUGGCGGCUGAAGCACAUACGGCAUUUAGCCAAUUUCCGAGCGCUCAGCAACGGAACGAAAUCCGCAACCGCGAGCGAGGCAGUGGAGGAGGUGGCGGUGGCGGUGGUGGCGGCUAA
This is a messenger RNA of Zychaea mexicana, 855 nucleotides long. RefSeq names its product quinon protein alcohol dehydrogenase-like superfamily. Bases 1 to 855 code for a protein of 284 amino acids. NCBI's taxonomy places the organism in Eukaryota, Fungi, Mucoromycota, Mucoromycetes, Mucorales, Lichtheimiaceae. The record is from RefSeq and is a predicted model, not a curated record. Gene Ontology annotation, molecular function: protein binding. The transcript has 4 exons.